AUGAAAUAUAAGAUGUUGACAUUAAAAUCAACAAAAAAAUGUUGUAAAAAUUUUAAAUGUAGAUUUUUUUCUAACAUUAAAUAUGAAGAAAAUGUAUUAAAUUUCGAAAAAAAAAAAUCAAAAUUUGAAAAAAACACAAAAUUUAGAGAAGAACUAUAUAAAUAUCAUUACGAACAAUAUAUAGAUAAUGUAAAUUUAAGGCCUGAUUUGUACUUGAAAAAUGCAGAAGAGAAUAAUAUUCAUGAUAAAAGAAUAAAAAGAAAUGUUCCUUUUGUUUAUAGUAACGAAGUUAAAAAUUUAGAAGAAUUAAAAACAAAUCCUCUUACCCUUGUUAACGUAAAAAAUAUGAAUAAUGAAUCUUUUGGUGUUGCAACGUUUAAUCCAUAUUCAUUAAUUAGUGCGAGAAUAAUAAAUCAAAAUUCUCUCUUUUCAAUAAAUAUAAAUUUUUUUAUAGAAAAAAUAAAAAAUGCUUUGCUUUGGAGAAAUAAAAUAGUGAAGAAUGAAACAGAUAAUAUGAGCAAUUCCAUUAGUCAUCAAAUUACACCAAGUGCUAAUAUAACUAUAGAUACUACUAGUAAUGAUAAAAAUAACAACAUUGCUAAUGAUAAUAACACCAAUGAAAAUAUUCAUAAUUAUCCAAUAUUAAAUAGUAGUCAUUGCUAUCGGUUAAUAAAUAGUGAAGGUGAUAGUAUCCCAGGUUUAAUAGUUGAUAGAUUUGAUGAUUACAUUAGUAUACAACAUUUAACACUUGGGUGUGAAAUGUUAGCUUGCAAUAUUAAUGAUGCACUUAUUGAACUUUUAAAGCCAAAAGGUAUAAUAUUCCGAAAUGAUAAUAAAGAAAGAUUAAAUGAAAAACUAGAAAUAUAUAAAAAAGUAAUUUACGGGAAGGUACCAGAUAAAGUAACAUUAAUCGAAAAUAAUUGCUUUUUUAUUAUAGAUUUAAUUGAUUCUCCAAAUACAGGAUGGUUUUUUAAUAGAAAAGAUUUAAGAAAUCUUUUAUGCCAGUAUUCUUAUCAAAAAAAUGUUCUCGAUCUUUUUUCAUACGUCGGAUCUUUUGGUAUCCAAUGUUCAAAAAUAGGAAAAGCAAAAAAAGUUGUAUGCGUCGAAAAAUAUAAAAAUUUUGUACAACUAGCUAAAAAGUCAGCUAAUUUAAAUAAUAUAAAUAAUAUAGAAUUUUUAUGUUCCGACUCUUUAAAUUUCCUUGAAAAUUGUAAUCAAUUAUUUGACAUAAUAAUUUUAGAUCCACCUAAUUUGAUUCCUAAAUCACAGUUUCUUAAAUCAGGUUCUAGGAGAUAUAUUAAUUUAAUUAAUUUAGCACAAAAUUAUGUUACAUCAAAUGGGUUACUGCUAAUUAUAUUUACUACGAAAUUAUUUUCUUAUCAAGAUUAUAUUAAUAUAAUUAAUAAAUCUUUUAUUAAUGUCAAUAAAAAAGUUAAAAUUGUUGGGCAAGGACGGGCUUCACCUGAUAAUCCAGUUAAUUUGUCUCUUUAUUUAUUUUCUGAUUUUUAUUGGUUUAUUUUACAAUUAACUUAUUGA
This is a messenger RNA of Plasmodium relictum, 1536 nucleotides long. Its product is annotated as conserved Plasmodium protein, unknown function. Bases 1 to 1536 code for a protein of 511 amino acids. The transcript has a single exon. The record is from RefSeq and is a predicted model, not a curated record. Gene Ontology annotation, molecular function: RNA binding. NCBI's taxonomy places the organism in Eukaryota, Apicomplexa, Aconoidasida, Haemosporida, Plasmodiidae.